AUGAAAAUUAUUAAAUAAAAUAAUCUAAAAAGUUAUUACGACUACCUAAACUUUAGAAUAAUCUAUCUAAAAGUCUACUAUAGUCUUAUGAAGAGUGCUAGAAUUCAAUGGAUCAGUUAGCCAACUUAGAAAGAUCAAUAAGUCAAAAAAGUAUCUUUCAAUACGACUUAGCUCUUCCUUAAAAUCAGGAAAAGCUGUUUAGCUAAAAAAAAAGAUGGGAAAAUAGAGCCUUAGAGUAUAUAAAUGAAAAGAAAUAUUAAAAUUUUUAAGAUAGAAAAGAUUUUAAAAUAUUUAAUGAAGGAAUAGAUAAAAGAAUUCACAGAUAUUACAUAGAUGAAGAGCAAAGGAGAAAAAAUAUUUUAGUGUAAAAAAUGGAAAAAAUUAUAUCACAGAAUUAAAAAAUUAAUUUUAUUAAUUAGUAAAGAAUUGAUAAUUUUAAAAAUGAAUAGUUUUAUAAAAAAUAUGGAAUUCCUUCAAAAGAAAAGCAAACAAAUAUUUCAGAUAUAUAAGAAGAUACUCGUUAAAAUUUAUAUUCUCCCUAAAUUGAUAAAAAAGGUGUUCCUUCUUCCUCUACAAGAGCUUCUCCACACUUAAAAAAUUCUCUAUAAAUUAAAUUUACAAACAAUUAGCUAUCAAAUUCUAAUUCAAGAAGAUAAAGCUAAGAAAUAUCUUACACAGAUUUAAUUUAAGAUGAAAGUUAUGGAAGUUUAAAUGAAAUGCUUUCUAAUAAACUAAGCUCUAUUUCUUAUUAAAAAAGAAAGUAGAGUUCAAAGUAAUAAGAUGUUUAUGAAACAUUCAAAAUUUUAUAAAAUUUACCACAUUUAAGUAAAAUUAACUAUCCAACCCAAGAUUUUCCUUCUAUGA
Messenger RNA from Tetrahymena thermophila SB210, 864 nucleotides. RefSeq lists its product as hypothetical. The transcript has a single exon. The record is from RefSeq and is a predicted model, not a curated record. Lineage: Eukaryota; Ciliophora; Oligohymenophorea; Hymenostomatida; Tetrahymenidae.